AUAGGAGCGCCCUCCCCGGCCCCCAGGCGGGUGCAUGGUUAGGUAUUUGUCCGGACAGGAAGACUGGCAAAGGUCGCUUUGCCCAAGAAAUAAAGCAGGCGGGAGGCCGGGCGCACCCCAGCUCUGCACCGCGGGGCCGAGUGAAGGCGCGCUGAGUCCAGCCCGGCGGCCCCAGUCCCUACCCCGAGCGCUUGACUCUGAAAAGCACAUCUAGUGUAAAGUGAUUGAUUUCUUCUCCUGGCAGUACUGGAACCAUGAACAACAAUGGAACAAACCUAGCCACUGGUUUCAUCUCCUCUUCUGUAGCUGUCAUUUUGUUUGGUUCAAAUUUUGUACCACUAAAAAAAUAUGACACUGGUGAUGGAAUGUUUCUUCAGUGGAUCCUGUGUGCUGCCAUCUGGCUGGUUGCCUGUGUGAUUAAUCUUAUAUUGCAUUGUCCUAAGUUUUGGCCUUUUGCAAUGGUAGGGGGCUGUAUUUGGGCAACAGGAAACAUUGCUGUUGUCCCAAUUAUCAAAACGAUUGGUUUAGGCCUUGGAAUCUUAAUCUGGGGAUCAUUUAACACCUUAACCGGCUGGGCAAGUUCAAGAUUUGGCUGGUUUGGAAUGGAUGCAGAAGAAGUAUCAAACUCAUUGCUUAAUUACAUUGGAGCUGUGCUUUCAGUAGUAAGUGCCUUCGUAUUUUUGUUCAUCAAAAGUGAAGUAUUAGGUGCUGCCUCUUUCACAGAAACCACACCAUUAAUGACAGAACAUGUCAUCAAUACAACUCAAGAAUCAUGUUCUGGCCCUACUUACUCCUGGGUGGAUAAACUUUCUAAGACACAACAACGCAUUGUGGGCUGUAGUCUUGCAGUGAUAUCUGGAAUUCUCUAUGGAUGUACGUUUGUGCCAGUCAUUUAUAUCAAGGAUCACAGCAAAAUAAAUGAUAGUAUAUAUGCAGGGGCAAGCCAGUCUGAUGUAGAUUAUGUUUUUGCACACUUCAGUGGCAUCUUUCUUACAAGUACAGUCUAUUUUCUGGUCUACUGUGUAGCCAUGAAAAAUCAUCCUAAAUUAUAUCCUGAAGCAGUCUUGCCAGGAUUCCUAUCCGGCAUCCUUUGGGGAAUAGCUACCUUCUGCUCUUUCAUAGCUAAUCACUCCCUCAGUCCUGUGAUCAGUUUUCCCAUCAUCACUGCUGGCCCAGGAUUUAUAGCUGCAUUGUGGGGUGUCUUUAUGUUCAAGGAAAUAAAGGGUCUUCGGAACUACCUAUUGAUGUUAUUUGCAUUUUGCAUCAUCUUGACUGGAAUGUUAUGCACUGCCUUUUCAAAACUCUAACAAUCACAAUACC
This is a messenger RNA of Suncus etruscus (white-toothed pygmy shrew), 1320 nucleotides long. RefSeq names its product transmembrane protein 144 (gene TMEM144). Gene Ontology annotation, molecular function: carbohydrate transmembrane transporter activity. Gene Ontology annotation, cellular component: membrane. The transcript has 12 exons. The coding region runs from base 255 to 1307 and encodes 350 amino acids. Gene Ontology annotation, biological process: carbohydrate transmembrane transport. The record is from RefSeq and is a predicted model, not a curated record. Lineage: Eukaryota; Metazoa; Chordata; Mammalia; Eulipotyphla; Soricidae.